AUGGCUAGUCGUGAUCGUGAUAAAUUUAGAUCACAUCCUUCAGGUCAUCAAAAACGGUUAAAAAAAGCAAAAGUUGAAGCAUUCACGCAAAAACAACGUGCAUUUUUUGAAAAGUUUGUCAGUAAAAAAAAUGAAGUAAACUCGGUUAAUAAAAAUGAUGGAAUAGAAAAUACAGAUAUGGAUUGCGAAAUUCGGGAAGUGUCUAAUGGAAAUGGAAAUAUCACUGGAUUGGAAAAUGUUCAAAAUCUUACACCCCCUCUUGAUGAUGUUCUAGAGACACAAAAUACUUCGAACGAUAGGUAUGUUUAUGAUUUAAAUGAUCCUGGAUGUUGGCCUUCAGAAAUCACCCAUCGAAUAGACAUUUUAGGUGUAGGUGUAAAAAGAAAUCCACAUCAAGAGUUUCCUAUUAAUAAUGAAAACCCACCAAGAAAGUUUACUUCUUAUCAUUUCUAUCGAACUAUGUCUAACGGUGAACGCGUUGAUAGAGAAUGGUUAGUAUAUUCGAAUAAAAAGGAUUGUGUAUACUGCUUUUGCUGCAAACUCUUUUUAAAAAAAAAUUGUACUAGUGGCUUAUCUUUAAACGGUAUCAAUGAUUGGAAAAAUAUAAGUUAUUCUCUUAAAAUACAUGAACAAUCGAUUAAUCAUUGUCAAUCGCUCAAAGAUUGGUUAGAACUUAAAACAAGAUUAUUGACAUCACAAACAAUUGACAAAGAACAUUUAGCGAUGUUAGAAAAAGAAAAGAACCACUGGCGCAAUGUACUUAAAAGAAUUAUAUGUGCCGUGAAAUUUUUAUCUAAACACAAUGAUGCAUUUAGAGGUUCAUCUGAUAAAGUUUGUACAAAAAAUAAUGGAAAAUUUCUUGGACUUAUCGAAAUGAUGGCAUCAUUCGACGAUGUCAUGGCAGAACACAUCCGAAGAAUAAAUAAUCAAGAAACUCAUGACCAUUACCUCGGACCAGAAAUUCAAAAUGAAUUGAUAGAACAAAUGUCGAGUAAAGUACGUGAAAAUAUAAUUAAAAUCAUAAAAAGUGCAAAAUAUUUCUCAAUCAUGAUGGAUUGCACCCCGGACGUAAGUCAUCAAGAACAACUUUCAUUAAUUAUUCGAAUAGUUAAUUUAGAAUUAGAAAGCGAAACUUUAGCACCAAAAAUCGAAGAAUAUUUUUUAGAUUUCAUAAGCGUUGAAUCAACUACUGGUUUACAUUUAACAAACUUACUUGUUUCAAAAUUACAAGAAUAUAAUAUUGACCUUCUGGACUGCUGUGGACAAGGUUAUGAUAACGGAUCAAAUAUGAAAGGACAAUAUCAAGGUGUACAGUCCAGAAUCAAACAACUUAACUCUAGAGCUUUUUUUACUCCGUGUGCAUCACACAACUUAAAUCUAUUACUGGGAGAUAUUUCCAAAAGUUCCACAAAGGCAAUUAGUUUUUUUGGAACAGUGCAGAGAAUAUAUUGUUUGUUUUCUUCUUCAACAAAACGUUGGAGUAUUUUAAAAAAACAUUGCCAAGAACUUACAUUAAAACCCUUGUCUGAAACCCGAUGGGAAUGCAGAGUAGAAAGCGUUAAAGCUAUUCGGUAUCAAAUACCUGGAGUUAUAAAAGCAUUAGAAGAGGUUUCAGAAGUUACUAAUGACCCUAAAACUAAGAGCGAAGCCAAUUCUUUGAUUAGUCAUGGGAUUGGUGACUAUGAAUUUAUUUUAAGCCUAGUUAUAUGGUAUGACAUUUUAGUGCAAGUAAAUAUGGUAAGCAAAUCAUUACAAUCUAUAAAUACAAAUUUGCAAAUGUCGACAAGUAUGUUGAAUAGCUUAUUAGAUUUUUUAAAAAAAUACAGAACAAAUUGUCAUGGAUUUGAAAAUGCGAAAAUUACAGCUAACGAAUUAGCAAAAGAUUUGGAUGUUGAACCAGUAUUUGCUCAAAAAAGAUCUAAAAAAUCUAAAAAAAUGUUUGAUUAUGAGAGCAAUAAUGAUUUACAUAGGAAUAAUGGUGAAGACACAUUUAAACAAGAAUAUUUUAUUGUUAUUCUAGACCAAGCUAUUAUUUCAAUGGAAGAAAGAUUUAUACAAUUUAGGUGGUAUGAAGAGAACUUCGGUUUUUUAUUUAAUAUAAAUAAGUUAAAAGAAAUAAAUGAUGAAGAUUUAAUGAAACAUUGUAAAGAUAUACAACAUAUUUUGUCUUGUGGUGACUCAAAAGAUAUUGAAGCGGUAGAUUUGUAUACAGAAUUAAUUUUAUUUCGAAGUUUGGUUGAAGAAAACAUGACAGCCUUACAAGCAUUGGAAGUGACAAAAAAAGCUCGUAGUUGUUUUCCUAAUAUUUCAAUUGCUCUUCGAAUCAUUUUAACGAUUCCAGUUACUUCUGCUAGUGCUGAGAGAUCAUUUUCAAAACUAAAGCUAAUAAAAACAUAUUUGAGGAAUACAAUGACGCAAAACAGAUUAUCCGGAUUAGCAAUGCUAUCUAUAGAAAAUGAAAUGGCUACAGAACUUGACUUCGACUCAAUAAUUGAUGCUUUUGCAGCUAAAAAAUCUAGAAAAAAAAUGUUUUAA
Molecule: messenger RNA, 2535 nt
Organism: Rhopalosiphum padi (bird cherry-oat aphid)
Lineage: Eukaryota; Metazoa; Arthropoda; Insecta; Hemiptera; Aphididae
Product: zinc finger MYM-type protein 1-like
Exons: 1
Coding region: 1-2535 (844 amino acids)
Molecular function (GO): protein dimerization activity
Source: RefSeq, a predicted model, not a curated record